AUGAAGAUCGCAGCCUUCAAUGUCAAGAAUCUUGGAGUGAGAAAACUCAACAAAGAUAUUGUACGGAAUAAUCUGAUCAAGAUUGUGUCUCGGUACAGUGUGGUGGUGUUACUUGAGGUGCGGGAUCCCAAUGGCAGGGCAAUGAACAAAUUUCUCACAGAGCUCAACAGACACGGGAAAGUCAUCACAAACCACAUUAACAGGGGGAACAGAUCUCGUCCAUACAGGAUGGAGAUCAGUGCCCCAGUAGGACGAAAUUCCUACAGGGAGCAGUUUGUCUUCUUCUACAGACAGGAUGAAAUGAGUGUGAUUGACCGUUACCAGUAUGAAGAAGAAAACGAAAACGUGCUUGCCAGAGAGCCCUUUAUUGUGCAGUUUCGCCGCCGUUCAGCCAGACGUAUGUAUGAGUUUGUGAAGAAGCUUGUUCUGAUUCCCGUCCACACCAAACCAAAGGAUGCUGAACAUGAGCUGCGUGCUCUUCAUAAUGUGGUCCAAGAUGCAAGAAAGAGAUGGGGCACUAAUAGCAUCAUGAUUUUGGGGGAUUUCAAUGCAGAUGGACGUUACCUGUCAAGUAAUAAAAGGACAAACAUCAGAAUGAGCUCUCGUCCCUACUUUUGGUUGAUAGAUGAAGACGCUGACACCACUACUAGUGACCUUAAUGACCAUACAUAUGACAGGAUUGUUGUGUUUGGAAAGAGGAUGAAUGACGCAGUUGUUCCUGGCUCUGCAAAGCCUUUCGACUUCAAAAGAGCGUACCGCCUAAAUUAUGACACAACUCGAUCCGUCAGUGACCACUACCCCGUGGAGGUGGAGCUUCGGGACAAUUAACAUAUGAAGAAUUAUAGAAAAAAGCUUUAUUUUUACAUUGAGAACCUGCCUUGAAGUGAGAUAGCAAACAAAUUUCACCUCCAGUUUUAUAAUCAGGAACCAUGUAUGUGUGUUAUAUGUGUAGUUAUAUAACGGUUCAUGUUAAAAUAGUUUUUGCUGUCUUUUUUUGAUAUUAUGUGCAAUUUUAUGCCAAAGAAGAGUAAAUGAGGCACUCUACCUUUUAGUAAAAUUAACAACU
Molecule: messenger RNA, 1066 nt
Organism: Oreochromis aureus
Lineage: Eukaryota; Metazoa; Chordata; Actinopteri; Cichliformes; Cichlidae
Product: deoxyribonuclease-1-like
Exons: 8
Coding region: 1-828 (275 amino acids)
Biological process (GO): DNA catabolic process
Cellular component (GO): nucleus
Molecular function (GO): DNA nuclease activity
Source: RefSeq, a predicted model, not a curated record